AUGCCACAGCGCAUGUCGGCGCUGUAUCAAUACCACAAUGCUCCCGAAGUCGCCCCAGCACACGGCCUCGAAUACGACGACAACGUCUACCCGUCCUCGGACAAGUAUCCGGUGGUGCGGGAGACGGGCGCAUACGACAGGAUCGACAGGCGCGGCUUCGCCGACAACAACAAGCCGCCGCGCAUCAUAUUUGGAAUGAAGAUUAAAACGUUCCUGGUCGUGGCAUUGAUCAUGAUAUUGAUCGUGGUCGGAGCCGCAGUAGGCGGUGCGGUUGGAGGAAAGCAGUUGAGGGAGGACCAUAGCCAGCUAUACAAUGGCACCUUCGCGACAGCAACACCAGCAGCGAGCCCGACUGCCACAUUCACAGCAGCAACCCCAACAUACACCCCACUCUCCGACUGUCCGGAAUCAAACGAUACUGGCUACACUUCAUCCUUUGACAAAUUAACAGACCAACCGGAUGCGGGUCUCAAAUUCACCAAACUCUGCGAUCUUGCGAGUCCCAUCUCGGAUUCUCAACGAAUAGCAGAGGCAUAUGUCUACAGUUUCAGCGACUGCGUCGAAGUUUGUGCAAGCUAUAAUUAUUGGAGCAAUAGCAGAAACUGCACCGUUGCCGUGUAUCUUCCAGACGGCAAGCGGCCCGGGAACUGCUGGACCGGCCAAGUCAACGACGUGCAGGCUAGCUCACUUAAUAGCACGAUAGGGACCAACGUCGCACUGCUGGACGCGUGA
Messenger RNA from Ramularia collo-cygni, 732 nucleotides. RefSeq lists its product as uncharacterized. NCBI's taxonomy places the organism in Eukaryota, Fungi, Ascomycota, Dothideomycetes, Mycosphaerellales, Mycosphaerellaceae. The coding region runs from base 1 to 732 and encodes 243 amino acids. The transcript has 2 exons. The record is from RefSeq and is a predicted model, not a curated record.